Messenger RNA from Parnassius apollo (apollo), 555 nucleotides. The record is from the annotation of a GenBank genome assembly. NCBI's taxonomy places the organism in Eukaryota, Metazoa, Arthropoda, Insecta, Lepidoptera, Papilionidae.
AUGCUGAUUUCAUAUUUGCUUGUAUUAUGGGGAAAUAUGAUUUUCUACUAUCCCGGUAUUUUCCUUACUUGCGUUAGUUUGUACUUAACGUCAAUUAUGGAUCAAUUCAAUGCAAAAAUUAUUUCCACACAAGGAAAAAUGACGAAACCUUCUUAUUGGAAAUCGAUUCGUGAAGAUUACGGUUGCAUAACGAAUAUCAUUCGUUCACUGGAUGAUCUUAUGGGUUACUUAACUCUUUCAACUAUUUUAAACAAUAUAUUUUUUGUAUGUUUUCAACUGUAUUCUAUUUUUUCAGAACCUUAUCAACGUAACAUCUACACCGUAUGUUCAACACUUUUAAUGUUACUACAAUUAUUGACUCUGGUAUUUUUCACCUCUGAAGUUAACACAACCUCUCGAGCCGCUACAGCUUUUCUAUACAAAGUGACUUCAACAGAUUUUUGCACCGAGGUACAAAGACUUAUAGAUCAAUCGCACAACGAUGAAGUUGCUCUCAGUGGACUCAAAUUUUUUUACGUUACCCGAGAAUUUGCUCUUUCUGUAAGUAUAUUGUAA